AUGGAAGCUCUGCUUCAUAUGCCAAAGAAACUUAAAAUCCCCAUGAAUCUGCUUGAAUGGAUAGAUCAGCACAUCUUUGGAACUAAAGAGCCCUAUUUCAAGCAUAAGAAUAAAGUUAUCAAGAUUACUAAAGAUAUGGUCGACAAAAUUUUCGAUUUCCCUGGUGGCACCAAGCCUUUUGUAUUCAGUAGCGACGAUCCCCAAGUGAAAGCAGAGGUUACACAGUUGAGGAACAAGUAUAUUGAUCAUCGGAACAAAAUGCCAAUUAAUAAAAUAGAGGAGGUGAUGCUUAGUGACGAGACAGAAGAUGGUUUUAUUAGGAGCUUCACAUUUUAUUUCCUAUCAUCUAUUUUGUGCCCUGCGUCAUACUAUUUUGGAAACACCAAGUUCUUGUACUCUCUGAGAGAUGUUUCUGCUAUUCCUUCACUCGACUUUGCACAAUUGGCACUGGAUUUCAUGCGUGAGGAGUCACAGCGUCACUUAGAAAUGAUCAUGAACAGACCAACUGUUGAGGAAAUGAACAAGUCUUCAUAUAUUGGGGGAUGUCUUCCUAUUUGGGGAAUCAUUUAUCUGGAUUUUGUUGAUUUCAAUAUUAUUGAUAAUCAUCAGUCUACUGUGGAUUAUUCUCUUCCAUGGAUAUGUCAUGUUAAGACUGAAGAUUUCAAGUAUCUUGCAUUGGUUGAUAGGAAUUAUGAGUCUAGGAAUUUUUUUUGUGUUUUACCACUGCGAGACAUAUCACAGACCCCAUAUUACAAUGUCGGGCCUAUUAACAAUGCUCCCAACGCUGCUGCUGAGGUCAACAAUGCAAAUAGUGUUCCUAAAGCUCUACAUGAGAACACAUCAAAUGAUUCAAAAAGUCCUCAUACCAUUUCAGAAAUUCCUAGUUCCACCGCAAAAGUUGAAGCAGAUUUAAAACAGAAACCAGAGCCAUAUUUGAAAACAGAGCAGGAAGUAGUUUUUCUAUCAGCUGAACCAGAUGAUAUCAAAUUUUCAACUGAAGUUAAUGCAAAAAGAAGUUUUAUACUCAUCAGUUAUGCCUCUGGAAAUGAAAGAGUCAAGCAUUUUCAAGGAACUCCAAUUCUUAUUAAUGAUGAUUCUCCUACCACUCCUGCUACCGCGACUAACAAAGAGAUACCAGCCUCUCAGUGUGAUACAAGUGAAGGAAUUCCAAUGAACAUGGACUUUUCUGUCCAACUAGGCUAUUCUUCAUUCAAUAAUUCAGAAGCUGGAGCAAGUACAGGACCUAAUACAAUUGAAAAGAAGAACAAGAAGAAAAGAGCAGCUAAAGUUCAAUCUCCUGAUGCACCAAAGAAACUGAAAAUAUCUCAAGAAGUGGACAUUUUCUUCUCCAAAUAUUUGAGGAAGCCUAUCUUUCAAGAAUACACUCUUUUUGUUGAUAUUGAGGGUUUCCCUGUAAGCUAUGACAAUUACUUUAAUUCAUUUAAAGCGAGGGGUGAAAUUGGAGAUGAAGUGAUGAAUUCUUUUAUUCAAGUUCUUAACUAUGAAUCAAAGAUGUCAUCUGAAGUAAAGCCUUAUCUCAAGAAAUACUGUUUCACUUCAUACUUUACUAAUAAAUUGUUGGUUCCUCCUGAGUCAUUUGAUCCUAUUAGUUGCAUACGAGAAUUUGACAGGAUUAAUUAA
This is a messenger RNA of Triticum turgidum subsp. durum (durum wheat), 1641 nucleotides long. Lineage: Eukaryota; Viridiplantae; Streptophyta; Magnoliopsida; Poales; Poaceae. The record is from the annotation of a GenBank genome assembly.